AUCCAGGUAAAUUGGUCGCAGGCUCAAAGGUGAUGCAUUUAUGUGCCUUCUCACCCCUUUCUCUCUUUGCCUCUCUCCCCUUUCCAAAUUGUGUCUCCCACAUCAAACAGCGUAGCCGGUGGGAAGCAGCAGCUCUCCACACUGACAAGACAUCAACUUGUGUUUUUGCUGCUAAAGCGAAAACGCACAACUUCCUCCACUGAGUCGCGUAAAAGAAGGCAUGAAGACAUCAUCCUAGUCAUCAGUCAUGGCCGAUAAAAGGAAACUUCAAGGGGAAAUAGAUCGAUGUCUGAAAAAAGUAGCGGAAGGAGUCGAACAGUUUGAAGACAUUUGGCAAAAGAAUCAGAAAAGGAUUUAUUGCCAACUUCACAAUGCAGCCAACGCCAACCAGAAAGAGAAAUAUGAAGCGGACCUCAAGAAAGAGAUUAAAAAGCUACAGCGUCUUCGAGACCAGAUCAAGACGUGGGUGGCAUCCAACGAGAUCAAAGACAAAAGGCAGCUAGUAGAGAACCGCAAACUCAUAGAAACGCAAAUGGAGCGGUUCAAAAUAGUGGAGAGAGAAACCAAGACGAAGGCGUACUCAAAAGAAGGUUUGGGUCUGGCCCAAAAGGUGGACCCGGCCCAGAAAGAGAAGGAGGAGGUCGGCACUUGGCUAACGAACACGAUCGACACGUUGAACAUGCAGGUGGACCAGUUUGAGAGCGAGGUGGAGUCUCUUUCAGUGCAGACGAGGAAAAAGAAAGGAGACAAAGAGGACCGGAUUGAGGAGCUGAAGGCAUUCAUCGAAAAGCAUCGGCACCACAUCCGGAUGCUGGAGACCAUCCUGAGGAUGCUGGACAACGACUCCAUACAGGUGGACGCCAUCAGGAAGAUCAAGGACGAUGUGGAGUAUUAUCUGGACUCGUCGCAGGAUCCAGACUUUGAGGAGAAUGAGUUUCUGUACGACGACCUGGACCUGGAAGAAAUCCCUCAGGCACUGAUCGCCACCUCCCCGCCGGGAAACUCCAACUUGGAGGACGAGAUCUUCCAGAACUCCAGCAGCACGCCCACCUCCACCACCUCAUCUUCACCCAUCCCCCCUUCACCUGCCACUUGCACUACGGAGAACUCAGAAGAUGACAAGAAGAGGGGACGUUCGACAGACAGCGAAGUCGGUCAGUCACCUGUGAAGAACGGGAACCCCUCUUCCUCGUUAUCCUCUUCCUCCUCCUCCUCGUCUUCCUCCUCCUCAUCCUCCUCCUGCUCUUCUUCUUCCUCCAUCCCGGGCCUGACCUCAUCCUCGCUCGUCUCUAUGGCGACCAUCACGGGGGGAGGACUCAGCGGCUCCGGGGCCAACAGUCUUCACGGCAGCUUGGGGGGUCUCCUCUCCAACACUUCGGCCGGCAGCUACAGCAGCGCCACCCAGCAGCAGCCGCAUCCGUCGGCGCAGCAGCAGCAGUCCAAACACUUAGCUGGCUCCUCCUCCUCGGCUCCUAUCUCCAUCCCCAACUCCUCCACCAACAGCCACCUGGUGUCCUCCGCCCCUUCCCCCCCCAACGCCAUCACGCAGGGGCUCUUCACCUCCAGCUCCCAGGCCCAGUCUCUGUCGGGGCCCGCACCGACCUCCAACAGCCUCGGCCUCAGCCUCGGCCUCUCGCUGGGGAAAGGCGGCAUGUCCGGCUGCAUCACCACCAGCCCCAUGUCCGGGAGCCUCGGCCUAUCAGGGAUGCCGGCGUCCCUGAGCAGCAUGGCGAGCCUCCUUUCCGGCUCCACCCCGGCACCCUACGCCCAGGCAGCCGCGUCGGGAGCGAUCGGCUCCGGCCUCCCAGGCUCCCUGGGCGGCAUCGGCAUCAGCCCCACGACGACCCACAGCGCAGUGGGCUCCAUCGGCAGCGGGAGCAUCACGGUCGGCGGGCCGACGUCCUCGACGGGAGGUCUGCUGGGCCCGGCGCCGGGGUUGACCAACGUCGGCUCUGGCAUGCUGGGUUUGGGUUCUGGUCAGUCGGGGAUGCAGGGGUCCUCCCUGGUGUCCCUGAGCCCAGUCGGAGGCUUAGCGCCGGGUAGCGGAGUGGGAGUCAUCGGGAGCAACGGAGGCAGCUCUGGAUCAGCAGGGAGCGGAGUGGUGGGAGGGAACCUGUCGCUCUCCGUCAGGCCGCCGAGCCAACAGAAGCAGAACGGUAGCACCAGUUACAGCGCUGUGGUAGCAGACAGCACAACAGACUCCGCCCUCACCAGUGCCAGCCAAUCACAAAGCAGCCAACCCUCGUCUUUGACCUCCGCAGCCAAUCAGCCUAAGGACACUGGUUCCAGUUUACUGGGCUCUAUUUGUCUGUCGUCCAGCUCCCCGUCGCCGGCCUUCUACAGCGAGGCUAAAGCGGUGAGCGGCGGCAGCCUGCUGAACGGGCCGCUGUCCUACUCGCAGUCCUCCGACAGCAUGAAGACCCAGGAGCCUCUGAGCAGCCUGAAGUCCAUGGCCGAGCGAGCUGCACUCAGCUCAGGGAUGGAGGGUGACGUGUCCUCCCUGCACCUCACCCCAGUCUCCGUCUCCUGUCUCCCUUCAGACAUCUUCCCCAGCAGCACUACGGCCCCCUCGGGCCCGCCGUCGGCACCUCAGCUCUCGCUGUCAGAGGUCAGCAUCCCCCCGUCACUGGGCGUCUGCCCGCUGGGGCCGGUUCCCCUGUCCAAAGACCAGCUCUACCAACAGGCCAUGGAAGAGGCGGCGUGGACGCACAUGCCCCACCCAUCUGACUCCGAGAGGAUCAGGCAGUACCUGAUGAGGAACCCGUGCCCCACCCUGCCUUUCCACCACCAGGUGCCACCGCCCCACUCGGACACUGUAGAGUUUUACCAGAGGCUUUCCACCGAAACCCUCUUCUUCAUCUUUUACUACCUGGAGGGCACAAAGGCCCAGUAUCUGGCAGCGAAAGCCCUGAAGAAGCAGUCAUGGAGGUUCCACACAAAGUACAUGAUGUGGUUUCAGAGGCACGAAGAACCCAAGACCAUCACGGAUGAGUUUGAGCAGGGAACAUACAUUUACUUUGACUAUGAGAAAUGGGGCCAGCGGAAGAAGGAAGGCUUCACGUUUGAGUACCGGUACCUAGAAGACCGAGACCUCCAGUGACCCGCAGAGAGGAAGACAGACAGACGGACGGACGGACGGACGGACAGACGAACGGACAGACAGCUGAGGACGUGAGAGAGGGACAGACGGAUGAAGAACGAACGCAUGAAGAAGGGUGCUCCACCUGCUGACAUUCCUUUGAUUGACCUCAGCUCG
This is a messenger RNA of Sander lucioperca (pikeperch), 3256 nucleotides long. Its product is annotated as CCR4-NOT transcription complex subunit 3-like. The transcript is spliced from 20 exons. Bases 248 to 3100 code for a protein of 950 amino acids. Gene Ontology annotation, cellular component: P-body; CCR4-NOT core complex; nucleus. The record is from RefSeq and is a predicted model, not a curated record. Gene Ontology annotation, biological process: regulation of stem cell population maintenance; nuclear-transcribed mRNA poly(A) tail shortening; regulation of DNA-templated transcription. Lineage: Eukaryota; Metazoa; Chordata; Actinopteri; Perciformes; Percidae.